Molecule: messenger RNA, 10697 nt
Organism: Pygocentrus nattereri (red-bellied piranha)
Lineage: Eukaryota; Metazoa; Chordata; Actinopteri; Characiformes; Serrasalmidae
Product: methyl-CpG-binding domain protein 5
Exons: 10
Coding region: 1117-5415 (1432 amino acids)
Cellular component (GO): nucleus; chromocenter
Molecular function (GO): chromatin binding; DNA binding
Source: RefSeq, a predicted model, not a curated record
CCCAGCUCAUCCGCUCCCCCCUCUUCAGCCCCGCUGGUGUCAUGUGUGAGCCCCGGUGCAUUGUGGUCUGCCUGUGGCCGAUCCUGGUGUCUCCUGUUGGGGGCGCAGCGGGGCUAAGCUCCAUCUUCUACCCCAAACCAACCAAGCAGCCCGGAGAGAGGCAGCGGAGCAGAGGCGGCGGAUGGGGCAGCUUUUUAUUUCUCUUUUUAAAGGGACAGAGUCGAUUUGCGACGAGCCAAAAAAACGGACUAUUCCUUCGCCGUCGACCUCUCGGGGACUUCAAACGUACGGGAACGAUGCGCGGGACGGCUGUUAUGAGAUAGAAAAUCCGGGGAGAGGGAUCCAAAAGCCUCUCCUCCUCCUCCUCUUCUCCUCUCUCUCCUCCUCUCUCCUCUCCUCCGCUCGCUCGCCGUCUCUCCUGCUCUCCCUCCGAGCUACACUGGCUAUCUACCCCCUUUUCGCUAGCAUUAGCUCCCCCUCUCUCUCCCUGCUCCUGCCUCCUCCGCUUGGCCUCUCCGCUUUGAGACGUUUCACUGGAUACUUUAAAUCAGCCAGCCUCGGCUAAAACACAAAAAAACUUGGCUAUUUUCGUGGUGGGAAGGAGAAUAACAAGGAAUCAUGCAAGUCAUGUCUGCUCUGAUGCGUCGGCCGUGCAUGUGAUGGGGAUUUUGGGUUUGAACCUGUCUGCCUGAGAGAAGAUGAGAAGCGUCCAUCUUUGGAAGGAGCAGCCUUGUAACCUGGCCAGCAGCCUCUUGUGUUGAGUGCGGGCUGCACGGUGGCUCGCACUGUAAUCAUGCAUUUUCUCCUCUGAGGUGCGUUGUGUUUCUCCUAUGUAGCCAAGGAACUGCGUCAAAGCGCUCAUGGCUCUGAACGGUCAGAGACCGACAUGGGAAACCCCAUCUCUAUUUAGUAGCAUCGCGAUGAGACUUGUCAGAGGCGUGGUCCCCCUGUGAGCCCGUCUCGCUCGCCCUGGAAACGCUUCCCCGCAGCCGUCUUCGUUAAAGGAAAGUUGUAGUGCUCUUGUCCUCCCGUUUCCGAGAGACACAAUGACACGUGGUGUUGGGACAGUGAAGAACGUGUGAUCUCUCCAGCGGAGUCGAGCACUAACCCAGAAAAAUGAAUGGCGGAAAGGAGAGUGAAAGAGGGGAGGGGGAGGGGCAGCCUGCACCUGCCCAGGUGCCCAUUGGUUGGCAGCGGAAGGUGGAGUCCACUGGGGUCGUCUAUAUCAGUCCCAGUGGUUCCGUGCUGUCCUGCCUGGAACAGGUAAAGUCCUAUCUACUCACGGAUGGCACCUGUAAGUGUGGCCUGGAGUGUCCGCUCAUCCUCCCCAAGGUGUUUAAUUUCGAUCCUGGGGCCGCUGUCAAGCAGAGGACUGCGGAGGAUGUGAAGGCCGAUGAGGAUGUCACAAAGCUUUGCAUCCACAAGAGAAAGCUCAUUGCUGUAGCCACUCUGCACAAAAGUAUGGAGCUGCCGCACCACUCCCUCACGCUGACCGGUCCAAGCGGAGGCACAACAGGUGCCACCUCUAUGGCCCCUACCAUCCAGCGAUCUGCAACCCCUCGAGCAAUAAGGAAUAAGUCCCAUGAUGGGCUGCCCAAUUCAGUGCUGCCUGACUGCAAGAACCCAUUCAAGAUGAUGAUGGCAGCAGGUCAACGGCACUACUCCACAGAUAUGAGCGGUGCUCAGCAGCCGGAGCAUUAUUCUGGCUAUCCUCGACAGAGAUUGGGCAGCAGUGAGCCAGGGCCCAAGUCCCCCUACCGCAGCGGGCCUGGAGGCAUGCUUAGCCCUUCCUCAGGCUCACAGGUCUAUGGGGAUGGCUCUCUAUCCCCAAGAACUGACCCUUUGGGCAGUCCGGAUGGGUUUGCACGAAGCAAUGCCUGCGGCCUCCAGGGGGCUGGCAGCCCCAGCCAAAUUCAUGGCAACAGCAGGAUACCCCUUUCCCCUCCUGGUAUCAUGAUCCAUGGUUCUCCUGUCACUCAGCUGUCCUGUGCUAUGGCUGGAAGGACUAACACGCCUCUCUCUCCCCCAGUCCCCAACAAAAGCCCAAUCAUGAAAAAGCCACAUUGUAAUGUCAACUACCCACCUAGCAUGGACAUGACCAGAGCAGUAUUUCAUCACAAGGCCCAGGCUGCACCUCAUCCUGUUCCUUCCUCUGCUAUUCCCCCUUCAUGUGCUCUCCAGAAAAAACAGAUGACCUCAGAGAAGGACCCUCUGGGAAUCCUGGACCCUAUCCCGAGCAAACCAGUCAUUCAGAGUCCCAUGACGAACCCAAGCCCAUCCAACUUCCAGCCCAAUGCCCACUCUCAGGUACCAACGAUGAAUGUAAACAUCCCUCCUGCCAUCGUCCCAUUGCCAAGCAACCUUCCCUUACCAACGGUGAAACCUGGGCCGGUUGGCCACGGUGGGCACAUGCAGAGGACUCAGCAUGGAGCAGCCACAUCCAUCUCCCCCUCACCCGUUACAUCCCCCAUUCACAUGUCUGGGCCUGCACUUGGCCGCAUGGAAGCCUCUCCACAGCGAUCCCGCUCCUCUUCCACCUCCUCAGACCACGGGAGCUUUGCCAUGCCCUCAGGGCCCCAGGCCCCUUGUGGCAGCAUGAAGGUUCCACCACGAUCACCCAGAUCCUCCAUGGGUUCACCCAGACCUGCCUUGCCUUCCAGCCCCUCUGCCAAGCCCGACACACUCCACCAGUACAAAGACCCCAACCAGGUACUGAUGGGUAAUGCGAUCAGUAGUCAGCACAAUCCCAUGUUUCCUCCAGCCUCAGGCAGCAGUGCCCCCCAGAAGAACCACCCCGGACUCCUGGGCAUGCCCCUCAACCAGAUCCUCAACCAACACAAUGCUGCCUCUUUCCCUGCCAGCAGUCUCCUUUCAGCAGCAGCCAAAGCACAGCUAGCAAAUCAAAACAAAUUAGGUGGUAGCAGUGGUGGAAUGGGUAUCAGUGGUGCUGGUAUGAGUGUUGGUGCAGGAAUGGGUGCUGGUGCUGGGGGCAUGGGGAGUGGAGGCACAGGCAUUGCCGGUGGUGCUGGUAAUGGUAGUGGAGGCAGUGGGAUGCCUUGCCCAGUUGGUGGUGGAAGUGGCAGUGGUGGUGGUAGUGGUGGUAGCAGGGCUGUUGAAGGGCCCAAUACUUUAAAUUCUAUGCUACCACCAAGUUCCACCAUGCUCAUGCCCAUGACCGAGGGCCAGAGUGGACGUGCAGCCUUGCGGGACAAGCUCAUGGCCCAGCAGCGUGACCCUCUACGGAAGCGCAAGCAACCACCCAACAGCAGCAGUCACGACAACAUGGUAUUCAGUAUGCUGAAACCAGACAUGGCAGGCCCCAGGCCACCAUGCCCUCCCUCAGAGCAGAUGAGGAAAGUGCCCCGGCUUGGAGGUCUACCUCCAAACACAUCCAUGGCCCAGCUGCUCCAGUCAAUGAGCAACCAGAGCUCUCACAUGGUCAGAGGCAGUCGGCCACUACCUGCAGGCCCCGGUCAAAUGCACUUUGGCGAGGGUGCAAUGCCCCCUGGAGUUGCCCAACAAAGCAUGCAGUUACAGCAGCGACUACAGGGCCAAGCAGACUCAAUGCACUGUCCUGGCUUGGAGCCUGGUACUCAAGGUCCUCAUACACAGUUUCCAGGGAUGAUGAACCAGAUGCAAGCCCCAGCUAUGGGGAACUGUGCACCUUUGGGCCAAAGUGGACAGGUUCCCCUCGGACACCCAGCCAUGGGACACCCGAGCACUCAGCAACUGUCUCAUUUACAUCAACAGCACCAAGGCCAUCCUCAUGGGCACAUCCGGCCAAGUAUGUCCUGUUUGGUACCUAAUAGCAGUGAUGGUAGCUGUACUCAAGCCAUGUCUGACACAGGUGACGCUUCAUCACUGAACUGCGGGAUGGGCAAUAUGAUGAGCGGCGCAGGACAAAUGUACCAGCAGCGUCAGCUGCACCCAGCACUACAGGGCGUACAUAGGGUCUCCCCAUACCAGGGCCAGGGGCACCCCUACUCAGAAAAGCCCUUUCCAGAAAAUAACGCCCCCAACUCCAGCAUGACCUGUCUGUACCAAGACUACCAGGGUUGCAUGCCUGACAGCACCCCUGUUUCUCAUACACAGAUGAGUUCUCAGCCUGGCAUGACUUCGCUUCCUACCGAGACGGGAAUGUUCCAGGAUGGUCAGCAGGAGCUCCAGGGUCAGAACGAGGUCACUAUGGCAGGAGCCGCAGGAAGUCAAGGGUCAGAGAGGUUGCCGGGGGGCGGAGGUGCAGAAGCGGUAGAUGCAAUCUAUCGGGCAGUGGUGGACGCUGCAAGCAAAGGCAUGCAAGUGACCAUCACCACGACUGUGAGCAGCAGUACGCAGGCCAGCCCCGUCCCUGCGCUCAGUGCCAUGACCGCCUUCACCGCCUCUAUUGGCGAGCCUCACAGCUUGCCUCAUGCUGUCAACGCAGUCAUCCAUGGUCCCAGGGGGUCUGAGGGUCCGGAGGUGCUGACCAGACCCCCACCGCCUCCAUCGCGAGCCAGCCGAACCCGCAAGAGUUCUGAGCAGGGCAAGAGCACGCCGGAGAGCACGGAAACACACGAGUACUUUCGCUCGCCCUGCCGGCAGUGGGAAGAGCCCGGUCAUGCCCAGUGGAGGGGGGAAGAGUUUCUGGAAUGUUCCACGCAGGUGCGGAGCAGCCCAUGUGGCGAUGGUGGUGAUCGAGCAGGUGCCAUGGCAACAACCCCACAGUCCCGUGACCCACCUGAGCCACAGGGUGACGAUACAGGGAACUUCCGCUACAACCAUUGCACCCGCACGCCGGUCAACUUCAAGGAGCGACUGGAGCAGACAGUGGAGCGCUGUGCCCACGUCAACGGUGGCCUGCCCCCUUCUGGCCGCGGCGGUGGCUAUGGUGAACCGCUGACGGGGGACGACCAGUCACCAGGAUCCUCCACUAGCCUAGAGGGACCGCUACUGAAGGACUAUGCUCACUUCAAUGGGCACUUUAAUGGGCACUGCGCACCGAGCCCCUCUGACACCAAGAGCCUGAGCAGUGAGGAGGAGCUGCGGCACCCGGACUCACCCUCCGCUGACCUGCUGCACUACCGGUCCAGAGGCUUCAACAUGGGGGAGCUCGUUUGGCCCAUCAAAGGCUUCCCUCCCUGGCCCAACAAACUGGUGGGAGAGGAGCACGGGCACAAUCCCAGCAUGCAGCUGUCCGACCAGGCCAAGGUGGAGCCCGAGAAGCUGAAAACACUAACACAGGACCUGGAGGCGCUGGACAGAGCCGCCAAAAGGAACAGAAUAGCUGGGAAGUUGAAUAAUCAUUUAGAAGCUGCUAUCCAGGAAGCCAUGAGUGAGCUGGACAAGAUGUCAGGCACUGUACAUCCGAUGUCCUCAAGAGAGCGAGAACGGCAGGUGAAGCUGCCCAAACCCAAGAGGAGGAAAAUCUCCAGAUAACAGAGAGAGAAACCAGUGACCAGAGCAGUAUCCAGCCUCAGAGCUACUCAAACACACACGCAUCCUCUCUCGUUCUCUCUCUCUCUAUUCAACUCCGACCUGGUGCUAUGCUCUAGCAGACGGCUCGUCAAGGCCCCGCCCUCACAAAAGUGACUGACAGGUGCUGGAUAAGCCAAUCAGAAAUGGUGGCGAUUUGACUACAACUCACUGAAGAACUAUUUUUUUCUAGAAUACAAAGAAAAUAACAAAAAAAGAAGAAAAAAAUACUGCAUUUAAAGAAUAGACAGUCCAAAUAUUUCUGAUACAUUUUCAAUGUGUAUAUAGACAAUACAGAAAUUUCAUGGUGAAAUCUUGGGAAGAAAAUGUAAAUAUUGUACGAUAAUGCCAUGUACAAGCAGACCCAAUGCAUACUUUAUCUUCAGUUGUACAAAAAAAAAAAACAAAAAACAACGACAACAAAUCAAAGCAGAAAACAUCUACCAGUGUGUUGGUUUCUAUUCAGUUCUUGGCCCAUAAGGCCAUGUGUGAAUAGGAUGAAUAAGAAGAGUCAGUCAGAUACUUUUAUGUGCUUCUGUUGGAGUGUGUGUGUGUUUUUGUUUGUGUGUGUGUGUGUGUGUAGCUGCGACGGGUAGGCAUGGAGUUGAAACCCUGACCAAUGUCAUCCACUCACACCAUGGCAGUAAGUGUGCGUGUGAGAGAACAGACGUUUGCAGCUCUGUGUGUGUCGAAGGGUGGACUUCACCAGCCGAAAAGGGUCAUGAAACACUGCAGGUCUGACUUCUCUAGUUCUGGUUUUCGUCCACUGAACACUACAGGUCCACAUGUGGCCGAUCCAUUUCUCAUCUUUUAUCAUAUUCAUAUUCAGUGCUGGAGGAUAGCACAUUUUUAUAGUCUUCUGAUGUUGCUUUAUUUCUAGUGAUUUGUGAGAUUUAUAACGGGCCGCUAAUCUAAUUUGACUGUCCGAGCUCCGGCCACAGAUGUGUUCUUUCGUAGCUACUGCUGCGGUCCAAUUCAAAUGCAAUUCAAACCUAAUGAGAAGUUGCCGCACUCAGUUUAAUUUUUGUGCAAAUCUGGAAAUUCAGAGCAUGUUCAAGGGCCAAUAUCUUGAAAGAAAAUAUAUUUUUCCCCACUUUUUUGAGUUUAAUAUAUAAUAUAAACCCUGUAGAGUUUCACUGUUCAUUGUCCUUUCCAUAUGUAAAGAAUUUUCAAUAUACAGCAUUUAAACCCCAUCCACUAAUGCUAAAUUUUAGCAUAAUGUUUCAGACUAUUUUUGAAUGAGGCACAAAAGAGGACAGCCAAUUAGAACAGAAAUUAUUUUAUAUGCCAGCCCAAAAUUCGAAGGCUUAAGAGAGGUUGGAAAAUGAUCAUGUAAAAUUGAAUAAUGACUCCUUUUAGUGCAUAAAGCCUGGAAAUGUCAUAGGUGGAUGUAAGUGUAAAAAUUAAGUAAAUAAAUAAGUGAAAGAAAUAAAAUACAAGAAAACUGUACGAUAUGGGCCCUUUAAUUCAAACUUAUAUUUUCUGUAUGCAUAUGAAAGGUCUCACUUUAAGGAUAGAUUAGAUGUAGCAUUUUUGCCUCUUAUAGUAAUAUUCCACUGUUUUUUUUUAAUAUUUCUACAUAAUUAUAAAACAUGGGGGUCAUUGCGGGGUUUGAUGUGAGUCAGAAUUGUUUACAGUGCUAGUGAUAGGAACCAGAUGUCUGAAGUGUUUAAUGUACAGAAAGUUAUCACACUAAAUGGUUACAAAUAUGCUGCCUUAUGUCUGGGAAAUUGUUUUGAUAGUUUUGUGAAGGCAAAUAAAAUAUAUUUUUAAUCUGUUAAUGGCAGAGAGGUACAUGCAUGGGAAUAUAUGUCAAAACAGUCCCCAGUGAAAGCUCUUUUUUUUUUUUUUUUUUUUUUUUUAUUCACCACUACAAAUAUUACACACACAAACUGACUUUUGUAGGUUCAUUGGUCAUUUUGAAUAUUACAUAAAAUGGAUAUAUUUGCAUUGUAGACAUCAUGACUCCUGGUUCCUGUCAGCACAUGCUGUAAACAGAUCAGAGUGGGUAAGAUUCCCUACUGUGCGCCCUUUAACAUCAACCUCUGAAUGACGUUUGCAUCUCAGUGACUGAAUUAUGCAGAAAUCAAUGUAAUUCCCCUGUAAUUGAGGCUUCAUUAACACGGUGGUAUUUGUUAUCAUCUCUAGCUGAGAAUCUGUUUACAACUGGUCACUUCAUACAUAUUUAGCAUUAGGAUUAUCUGGAUAGGACCAAGCUCAUAAAAAUUCAAAUAUAAACUCAUCCCGAUCGCUCAAACCACUUCGGGGGGUGGUCUGAGAUGCAUUUGAGCCACAUUAUAGCAGUGUAACAUUUACAUUUAUGCCAAUUGGCUGAUGCUCCUAUCCAGAGCGACUUAUAAUUUGAUCAUUUUACACGGGUAGGCCAAGGUGGUGUUAGGAGUCUUGCCCAAGGACUCUUAUUGGUAUAGUGUAGGGUGUUUGCCCAGGUGGGGAUUGAAUCCCAGUCUACAACGUAGAAGGCAGAGGUGUUAACCACUACAUUAUCCCAACCACCAUAAACACAUCCAAACCACUAUAACUCCCCAUGUAGUACCUCACUGGGCACGUGAUCCACAUCUACGAAGAACUUAAUCAUGCUUUGGGAUCAGACAAAACAAAAUGCUUAUUAGCAGACAAAGAAGCUAACUGGAUAAACAAUUGCUAAUUGGAUGCCGCGUGACAAGCAGAUUUGCAUAUUCCGUCCCCCACAGUAAUUGGAUUUCAGUCGGACUAAUCUGAGAUGUAUUUGAUCAAGUGUAAAUGCGUGUAGCUAAAAUCUGAUCAGGAUGCAAUCCAGAUACUAGAUGCGGAGACCAGAUGUAAACGGGGUCUUGGGUUCAAUUAGCUACCAUACCAUGUGUGCAGCCUUACAUAACGACUCUAAGCUCUGGCCUAACACUACACUGGGACAGCUAUGAAAAAAUGCAUUUGUGCACGGAGCCUGGCUUCAGUUAUUCCAUUGAAUUAUGGAAUAUACGGACUCAGUCCAAGCCCAUGACCCAACCUCCAAAUCCAGUCCGUCUCCGUUCUCAAACAGAAGUGUCUGUCAGCACAUCUUCAUUUCAUUAAGGCACGUUUGACCCAAAACAGACUGACAGCGUCAUCAAGGGAGAGAGAGGGGUUCAAUUUGCAGUUAGGGGCCUUAUAUUUUCUUUUGUUAUAAAUUAUUUAUGUACAGUAUUCUGUAUUUAUUUUAGCUGUUCAAUUGUACUUGGCAAUAAUACAACCCUGGGCGAAUGCUCGGUAAAGCCUUACAUGUGUAUGUAUAAAGCCUAUAUCUUAUAUGUAUCGCUCUUGUUCAAAAGAUACAGCCUUGAUAUUCAGUAUUAUUCAUUUAACAGAUACCUAUAUUUUCUGCCCUGUUUAUUUAAUGUCUGUGGUGUUUUGUGGCACACGGCUUGUUCUUGUAUAACACUGUUACGUCUUUCUGUUGGAGUCAGAGGAGGAAACGGACAAACGGUCUGAUGAAAUACUGAAAUCUUGUACAGGGAGACUCAGGGAGACCUGUCAGCCGUUCAGAUUUCAGUUCUAUAAGGAGAGGGCUAUGAUUUGUGAUUAAAGAGAUAUACAGUUUUGAUUUUGGUUUUUGUUUUUCUGGCUGUUUUUUUUUUUUUCUUUUUUUUCUGUGUGUGGAAUAUCACUGACUGUUGGUCAUAAAUAUAAAUGAGAGAUUAUUAGCCUAAAAAGUUAAAGAGGCCUGUAGGAUUUACAGUUUAACCCCUAAGUUAGCCUUUUUAUCCUGUAGAUUCAAAUCUUAAGCUUAACUAUUGAAAAGAAAGGUGGUGUUGUAAUAGGACAAGUUUGCCAACACUGUAGGGAUGUGCAAGAACGUGCAGACUGACCUGAGAACUGUUAACACUACAGAGAACAGAAAUCUCACUAAACACACUAAUACGUAUUUGUAUUCCUUGUAAAAAAAAGAAAAAAAAGGCUAACUAGGUUAGUUUAUUUACUUUGGCAUAAGAUUAGCCUAGCAAACUAAUGAGAAAUUAGGCAGAUUUAAGGGAAGAGUUCAGUCAGAAACAUGCUAAUGUUGCUAACUGUGAGGGGAAAGUGAUUAGCAGCUAACGUUGUCAUGCUAAUUCAUGUCCACUAGCUUCCUUUCAGCGUUGGCGAUAUUGGUGUGUUUCGUCAAGCUUUCAGUGCGUGAAUACACGUCAUUUUUAAGUUGAUAAUGAUGUGAUCCACGUGUCCUGAAGCCGACAGUAGAAAAUUUAGCGUUUGUUGCUGCUGAUCAGUUGUCAGAGACUUUAAUGCUAGCGUUUUGUUAGCCUCCUCAUUUUAUUGUAUUCUGUUGCUCCCCAUUUUGUUUCUGCCAUUGUUUUAUCUUUCUUUAUAGGAAAUUCACUACUAAAGUAUUGAGUGCAAUAUAACAGAAUAUGGAUCUGAAAAGCAGCCAUGUUGUGUCAUCUGAAUGUCCUUUACGUUGUCCUCAUGCAAAUGUACACGAACGUCAAGCGAGUUGGAACCUCCUCAAUGUCUGUUGACGCAGUCUGUGGCACAGUUCAACGGUCAAUGCCCUGCUUUUUCUUUAGCCUAGUCCACUCUAACUUCUUUUAGACGCUUUGCUAACCGCUCCUGACCCUUAAGUCUGUCCUGCGCAUGUCCCCGGUUUCUGGUGAAGUCCACUCCGCGCUCAGUGCCGUGGCAUGGAGCUCAGAACACACCCUGUUCAACUCCCCUACACUCUGACUCGCAAUGUUUCAAGGUCAAAAACAUUUUUCUUUUGUGUUCAGAUGGUCAGUGUUGUCCAGAACUUUCUGCUUAUGUAUGUUUUGCUCAUAUCUUUUCUUUCAUUUCUGAUUUUCUUGUGGGUUUUUUUUUUCUAUCUUUCUUUCUUUUUUGGGCCUCUUUGCUUGCUCUUUAUCUGAUAGGUAUGACCAAACUUUGCGUCGUCAGUAUCAGAGGGUUUAUUCCCCCCCAACAUGUAACUAAGUAUAUAUUUUCUCACCAAUAUAUACUUUACAGCCGUUGACUUUGUAAAGUAUGUUGUGCACUUGAUUUCAUUUCAGAUAGCUUUGAUGCGGAGGUUAGGAAUAGUUUGUUGAAGUCCAUAAAUUCUUAUUGCUUUUUGUUUGUUUUGUUUGUUUUUGAUUUGUUUGGGUUUUUUUUUUUUUUUUUUUUAGAUUUUUAUGGGUUGUCCUGAACAGCAGUUUUGUAAAUAUUGUGAACAUUACAGGUCAUACUGUGAUGUAACAUUGAAAUAAUGUUGCACCGAUGUUUCAAUUAAAAACUGAUCACUCAUA